Messenger RNA from Myzus persicae (green peach aphid), 2558 nucleotides. It is a transcript of the gene yata, whose product is annotated as N-terminal kinase-like protein. Gene Ontology annotation, biological process: protein phosphorylation. Gene Ontology annotation, molecular function: ATP binding; protein kinase activity. The record is from RefSeq and is a predicted model, not a curated record. The transcript is spliced from 17 exons. NCBI's taxonomy places the organism in Eukaryota, Metazoa, Arthropoda, Insecta, Hemiptera, Aphididae. The coding region runs from base 261 to 2459 and encodes 732 amino acids.
ACAUCAAAAUAUAGUGUGAAUAAUGACAAUUAACAAAUUAAUUUCGUAAAAUCAAUCAUCGCAAGACGUAAUAUUUACCCAGUGUUGAUAUGUUAUACUCCUCAGUUUAAUGCAUGACAAAAUAAUUAGUUCGCCAUGAUUCGAUGUAGUCAAUCAUUUCUGUACCUUGUACGAUCCGUAGUUGUAAUCAUUUAUCCUUCAAACGCGUCUGAAUGAUCUAGAUUUAAACCUUCUAAAAAAGACGCUCAUAAUUUACAACUAUGUGGACUAUAUUCUCAAGAGACUCAUCCAAAGACUUUCCGUAUGAAAUCAGUGAAUCCCCGAGGUAUGGAUUCAACGAAAAAAGUCUGUGGAAACUGAAUAAAGGGAAAAAGAAGAACACGACACAAGAAGUUUCCAUAUUUGAAUUUUUAAUCAAUGAUGACAUUCCAGGAAGUGAAACCCGUUCAGCACUUGCUAAAUCAGCUGUGAAACAUUUGAAAACUUUAAAACAUCCAAAUAUUCUCAGCUUUUUGGAAAGCUCAGAAGUUAAAACUAUAAUAUAUUUAUCCACUGAAUAUGUUGAACCACUUCAAUCAUUUAUAUCAUCUCAAAACAACCUUCAUACGGAUAUUAUGAAACAGUACAUUGCUUGGGGAAUAUCCAAUAUAAUAGAAGGAUUAAAAUUUUUAAACUUUGAAGCAAAACUCUGCCACAAUAAAGUCAAUAUUUGGUCAGUAUUCGUAAAUAAAGCCGGACAAUGGAAAUUGGGUGAAUUAGAAUACAUGAAUUCUGUUGACAAUUCUCCGCCAUCUUAUGUUAGUGAUUUAUAUCGUGCUCCAGGACAUCGGCAAUCACCUUUUUCAAUUGACAUGUGGGGUCUCGGUGUGCUAAUAUGGGAAGUAUUCAAUGGCCCAUUAACUAAUCAAUCAGCAUUAAAAAUUCCAAAAAAGAUUCCUAAAGAGAUUUUGACAAUAUAUCCAAAGUUGGUAGCAUUAGACCCUAUGAACCGCCCAUCAUAUGAUAUUGUGACUUCUACAUUACGAGAACAAGGAUAUUUUGGUAAUGACUUGGAAAAAACCAUGACAUCAUUAAGCCAAUAUCAUAUACUAGAUGAUUUUCAAAGAACAGCAUUUCUUGAGAAAUUGCCUAGCUUACUAGAAACAUAUCCCAAAAAUAUAGCCCUAUACAAUGUGUUGCCUAGUCUUCUUGAAAUGUUUAAUUAUGUUAAAGAACAAAAAGUUAUAUUUCCUUCAAUGAUAAAGUUAAGUACCAUGUUAGAUGAUCAGGAGUUUGAGGAGAAAAUAGUGCCUUGUAUUAUCAAACUAUAUGAGUCCAACGAUCGAGCUACCAGAUUAUUAUUACUCAAUACAAUUGAACUAUAUGCAAGCCGAUUAAAAGCCGAUUUAUUGAACACAAAUAUAUUCCCACUAUUAGUUAGUGGUCUUGCUGAUGCUAGUCCGACUAUAAGAGAAUUGACUGUUCGAAGUAUGGUUUAUAUAAGUUCAAAAUUAAAUUAUAAUAAUUUAAAUGUGGAGUUAAUGCGACAUUUUGCUCGCUUACAAAUGAAAGAUGAUCAGGGUAGUAUAAGGACUAACACUACUGUGUGCUUGGGUAAAAUAGCUCAAUAUUUAGACCCAAAAAAUAGGAGUAAAAUAUUAUCCUCCGCUUUUAGUCGUGCACUUAAAGAUCCAUUUCAACCAUCAAGAAUGGCAGGUGUUUCAGCAUUUUCGGCUACUCAACAGUAUUAUCCUUUGAUUGAAGUAUCGACCAGAGUAUUGCCAGCAUUGUGUCAAGUAACUCUUGACCCUGAAAAAGCAGUACGAGAUAUUACCUUUCAAACAAUCAAAGGAUUUUUAGGAAAGCUUGAAAAUGUUUCAGAGGAUGCAAGAUUAAAAGAAAAAAUGGAAGAAGAAGUUGCCAAUACUACAAGUCCAGCCAUGCCCACAUGGGCAGGAUGGGCUGUUACCACAGUAACUUCCAAGUUUUAUUCAUCCAAAAUUCCUCAAAAAGAUGAAAAAUCAGUAGAAUUAUCAAAGAAUAACUCAAAUAUAAGCAACUGUGAACAACAGGCGUACAGUAAUUCACUUAAAGACAAUGUUGUGAAAAAUGUGUAUGAAGAGAAACCAGUUAACAGUAUAAAUAUAUUUCAGGACUCACUAAAUCACAAAAAUUCCAUAGAAGAUUCUACAUUACCCAAUGACUGGGAUGAUAACUCUGGAUGGAAUGUUGGAGAUGAUUGGGAAAGUAUUGGUGUUGAUACUUCGAAUUCUUUGAAAGAUAAAUCUGAUUUCGGUUGGGAAGAUCAAGAGCCUAUUUUACUGGAUGAUUCUGAUGAACUUGCAAAAAAAGCAGAGGCUGAGUUAUUAAAAGAAGAAAUGCGCAAAAAACGUGAAGAAAGAAAACAAGAACGUAUAAAACAAUUAGAAUCAAAACGUAGCAGCAAACAAUCCUUAAAAUUAGGUGGUAAAAGAUUAUAAUUUUGGGAAAUAGUUAUUUCAAAAAAAAGUGUUUUGGUUUUGUUAAAAACUUUAAAUAAUAUUUUAAGAAAUCAAAUACAUGAAUUACUAUGACUUUAA